Molecule: messenger RNA, 1901 nt
Organism: Camelina sativa (false flax)
Lineage: Eukaryota; Viridiplantae; Streptophyta; Magnoliopsida; Brassicales; Brassicaceae
Product: putative serine/threonine-protein kinase PBL7
Biological process (GO): protein phosphorylation
Molecular function (GO): ATP binding; protein kinase activity
Source: RefSeq, a predicted model, not a curated record
CAAUUAUAUCCUCCAACUGUGAUCCUAACCAAUUAUUCAAAAAUAAGUUAAAUUUAAUUCACAAUUAUUAGUUUUUCCCCUCGUCUUUUUCGUGCUCAAACAUCACACCAACAAUACAUUGACGAUCUAAUUCUUCUUCUUCUUGAACAUAAUAUUUUUGAUUUCUAAAAUCCAAAGAACUCACUUUACACAUUUCAAAAUUUUUUAAAGAGAACUGUUCUUGUCACUUUCUCUCUCUGAUUUUUCAUUUUCUUUAGAAUGGGUUUUUGUGUUAAUCAACGAGACCCGGAGACAAAUCCUCAAGAAAACGAUCAAGAAAGCAAAACUCGUUUGAAAAGAAUGGUUCUUGAUUUGGGUUUUGGUUGUUUCCUUCUUCCUCGAACCAGCUCCCGUGAGGACAACAAAGCUUGGCUCUUGGAAGAAACAGAGCCGAUUCCGAAGCUUAUAGACUCAGAGCCACAUUCGUUGCAGUCUUCAUUUAGGUUUAGUCUUUUCUCGCUAGUGGAGUUGGAGAAGACGAAAAAAGAGCACCCUUCGUCGUCUUAUCGGGAUUUGCCGGUUUCUGAAGGAUCAGAUACGGUUCUGUUUGUGAAUCUGGAGAAUGAGACAGGAGAAUCAAAGGAUGAUAUGAAUUGGUCUAGAGAUGUUUCGUUGGAGAAGAGUAUUUCUCCCGUGACCAAUACUUUGGUCAGAUUCAGCUACAGUGAACUCCUCGCCGCCACGCGCAGUUUCUCAAAACGGAGGGUGUUGGGAAUAGGAGCUUGUAGCUAUGUGUUUAAGGGAAGAAUCGGGAUUUGGCGUAAAGCCGUGGCCAUUAAAAGACUUGAUAAGAAAGAUAAAGAAUCUCCAAAGUCGUUUUGCAGAGAACUGAUGAUUGCAAGCUCUCUUCAUUGCCCUAACGUUGUGCCUUUGCUAGGGUUCUGUAUCGAUCCUGAUCAAGGGCUUUUCUUGGUGUACAAGUAUGUCUCUGGUGGCAGCCUCGAACGCUUUUUGCAUGAUAAAAAGAAGAAGAAAGGAAGGAAGAGCCCUUUGUGUCUGCCUUGGUCAACAAGGUACAAGGUUGCCUUAGGUAUUGCAGAGGCCAUAGCAUAUUUACAUAAUGGUACGGAGCAAUGUGUUGUGCAUAGAGACAUCAAACCCUCAAAUAUUCUUCUUUCCUCAAACAAAAUUCCAAAGUUGUGUGAUUUUGGCCUGGCGACUUGGACCGCUGCACCUUCGGUUCCUUUCCUCUGUAAGACUGUGAAAGGGACUUUUGGCUAUCUAGCUCCUGAGUAUUUCCAACACGGCAAAAUAUCUGAUAAGACCGAUGUUUACGCAUUUGGAGUCGUGUUGCUUGAGCUAAUAACUGGUCGAAAACCAAUUGAAGCAAGAAGACCAUCUGGUGAAGAAAAUUUGGUAGUUUGGGCAAAACCGUUAUUGCAUAGAGGGAUUGAAGCUAUAGAGGAGUUGCUUGAUCCAAGGCUAAAAUGUACAAGAAAAAACACAGCUUCGAUGGAGCGUAUGAUCCGAGCUGCAGCCGCGUGUGUGAUCAAUGAGGAAUCGCGAAGACCGGGUAUGGAGGAGAUACUUUCAAUCUUAAAAGGCAGUGAAGGGAUAGAGCUAAGGACGUUUUCAAGCCGGAAGAAAUCAAACCUUCCGGGUAUAAUGGACUGUUAUCCGCAGUUUCAACGGACAAAAUCCGAGAUGAAGAGUCAUCUUGCUCUUGCCAUGCUGGGAGUACCGGAAUUUGAAGAAGAUGAUCUUUUGUAAUAAACUAAUAAUGAAGGUAACAGUCCGAAAAAAUGGUAAGAAACUUAAUAAACUAUAAGAAAAUGGUACGUACGUACGUGUAGAUAUCAUGUAAAUGUUUACUGAGUAAGCCGGUUUAGAUUUUUAUUCUACCGGUUUGGCUUUUUGAGAGA